AUGACAAGAGGUCUUAAGCGGGAUGCCGACUUUCCUCAUUCAGCUUCAACACCCGUUGAUCAUUCUCACUUUGUACCCGGAACCAUACUCCCUUUCUCACAUCUAGAAGGAAAGAUAUUGAUUUUCUGGGGUGAUUUACAAGCCAAUUUACCAAGAUUAGCAUUCUCAGUCACCAAGACAUAUGAUAUACCCAUAGGAUAUCGACCGAUUGAUUACAUCUUACCUACUGAAAAUGCCAAAAAGGAGAAAUACGAAAUCAAGUUGAUUCUACAUCACUCACACUAUAAUGAGAAUUUCAAAGACGAGAAACUGAAAGAUCAGAUUAGAGAUAAUUUAUUGGAAGAUAAAGCAUGGUUGAAAACUGUAUCAAAGUCCGUCAUGAUAGAUACUUCGCAAAUGAAAGUCCUGAAGAAGGAAUACAGACAGGACGUUGGAGAUUAUAUGGUAGAACUUCAAGGUGUGGGUGAGAGAAUCGUGCGUUAUGAUAGUGGGAGUACCAAAAGGAUCUUAUCUGAUACAAUCAAACCAUCUCAAGCUCCAGAUUGGUUUACGAGCUCAGCACCUACCGUUUCAUCACCUGUACAACCUACUUCCCAAUUACUUUUGACAGCUCCAAUGAAGAAUGGAGAAUCUUCCAGAUUGAAACCUCUGACUUCACAUCAACCUCCUGAUCUUACAAGAAUACCAUCGAAAUCAUCAUCUACCAGUUCUCAUACAUCCAACCCCUCUCGUCCCGCCAAACGAUCUUCCGAUAUCCUCGAAAAUGAUAUUAGUAAGAAGACGAAAGAGAAGGACAACACAUCGGAUCAAUCAGAUGGAUCAGCGAAAGGGAAAGGAAAAGAACAAAGAACAGUAGUACAACUUGGACCACCAGGAUAUCAAUCCUUCAUCGGUCAUAGAGAUGCCUUACCUACUAAAUUACAGGACCACGACAUGGAAAGACAGAUUGAGGUACCCGGAAGCUCAACGGAGACAUGUUUUGAUGAGCAGACUGAUCCUCAGCUCUUCCGGUCAGAAAAUAUUGAGAAAAGCAUACCUCCUGUCAGAGAGAGUACUAUCCAACAGUCACACCCGCUUCCUGAAGCAGAACUAUCUGAUCCAUUGCAAGAGGCGGAAUCAUUUCGCUCACGAUCAUAUGAUCCACUUCGUCCAGACCAAGCAGCAAGUAGCCCCUCCGUACCUUCUCGAGGACAAUCAAUACCUUAUACUUCUCAAAGCAGUCCAUCUGUAUUCACGCCCAAAGUACAGCGAGACAGAAUAGCAUCUGCCAGGAGACAGGCAGAGGAAAAUAGGAGAAAUCAGGUGCAAGCUGCUCAAGCGGCAAGUGAAAAGGUCGCCGACGAAAGGACAGCGGAUAUAUCGAGGUUGGAAAAGCCAUUUCAUACGAGAAAUGUCGAAUAUACCCCACUCAGAUACCUGCAAUCCGGUCAAUACGCAAAUGUCAUUGGAGCGGUAGUGAAGGUAACACCUGUCUCAAAACCUAAGGAUUACUUGAUGAAUGUGAUCAUAUGCGAUCCGACUCGUCAUUCUGGCGGACCUGCAAAUUCUAACGAAGAAUUCGUGAUUUCCAUAUUUCGAUCACAAAAGUCUGACUUACCGUCAAAUGCAUCUGUCGGCUGUGUUUUUCUUUUUAGACACUUGAAAAUCUCAACAUAUAAUGAGAAGACAAAAGGUCAGUCGUUCUCUGGUAUCAAUAACAACUGGGCAAUCAUGCUGCGGGGAAAGGAGAUCAAGACCUCCAGUGAAGAAUUGUCACCGCCUUUGAUAGAUCAGGAGGUGGACAGAAUGAAGGACUUGUGGAGAUGGUGGAAAGGCAUAGGAGGUGAAGAUGAACCCCAAGGUUUCGACACUCCAUCGCCUAGACGCUCUUCCACAGGUCUUGGUAUAUCUAAAGAAGGAAUCGCUCUGAGUCAAAUACUUCCAGGUAUGUUCAUACAUGCUACGUUCAAGAUCAUGCAAGUCAUCCGCAAUACACAUAGGAAACCAGAUCUAGAAAUGUACAUCACCGAUGGUACAACUACAACUUUACACCCAAAAAACUUUCACGGAGUGCGAAUUCCCGGUUUGCCCGCUGAAGCGUUAUUCUGCAUUGCGAUACACGACCUUCCUCAGGUGGACGAAUUGCAGCACUUUGAAACAGGCAAGUUUUUGAGACUGGAAAACGUUCGAGGUAAAGUAUAUCAAGGGGAAUUCGAAUUGAUAUGGUCAGAAUUACCUACAUCUGAUCAAGCUCAGCGUGGCUGGAGACGAAGGAAAUGUACGCCCAUUGAUAAAGAGGACGAAACGGCUAGAAUGAUUGAAAAACGACUAGUAGCACUCAAAGUAGGCGAAAGCGUCGAUGAGCCGGUUCAACUUCCACAUCAUCCAAUACCUUUGCCUUCGCCGACACAACUCCAGCCGAUAACCUACCCGCUAUCUGAGCGCGACCGACCGAACCAACCUCUGCGCCUUGCCACUCACAUCACAACGACUCAUACCGAUCCUACUAAUCACCCCAUUUCCACAAUAGCGGAGAUCCUUGCCAACACAAGUUUACCAAACAAGUACCGGAUGACUGCUCGAAUUAAAUCACUUCAUCCUCGUUCGAUACCCGAGAACAGUACAUUCGUCCAACCAUACUGCAAGCACUGUCAUCGAGCUUUCAAGGGAACUUGGUGUCAAAGUUGUGGAGACACCGAAGGAACGAACGCAGAAUGGAGAUAUAGGUUCAUUGCUAUUUUGGAAGAUCAGGAUGGAGGGGAAAUGGCGUGUGUAGUAGCUGAUGACGACGCUGCAUUCCUACCUGGUCUUCCUCCUUGGUCCAACUCUAACAAUCCGAACGAUGCGCGUAAAUCCCAAUCGAGGUGUAAUCAAAUCACAGGUGAAGUAUGUAAUAUCCUGCAAGGAGCAAGAAUGGAUGGAGUGAGAACGACACCUUUCAUCGACAUGAGCUUGGAAGUUUACGAAGUUGACAAAGCAUCAGUGACUCGACAAAAAGAAGGAACGGUUGUGGUUGCCAGGAUGUUUGGGAUGACUGCACCGUCCCAAUGA
This is a messenger RNA of Kwoniella shivajii, 3030 nucleotides long. RefSeq lists its product as uncharacterized. Bases 1 to 3030 code for a protein of 1009 amino acids. The record is from RefSeq and is a predicted model, not a curated record. Gene Ontology annotation, molecular function: telomerase inhibitor activity; G-rich strand telomeric DNA binding. NCBI's taxonomy places the organism in Eukaryota, Fungi, Basidiomycota, Tremellomycetes, Tremellales, Cryptococcaceae. Gene Ontology annotation, biological process: telomere capping; regulation of telomere maintenance via telomerase. Gene Ontology annotation, cellular component: nuclear telomere cap complex; chromosome, telomeric region. The transcript has 7 exons.